Messenger RNA from Stegodyphus dumicola, 706 nucleotides. Its product is annotated as astacin-like metalloprotease toxin 5. Gene Ontology annotation, biological process: proteolysis. NCBI's taxonomy places the organism in Eukaryota, Metazoa, Arthropoda, Arachnida, Araneae, Eresidae. Gene Ontology annotation, molecular function: metalloendopeptidase activity; zinc ion binding. The record is from RefSeq and is a predicted model, not a curated record.
UGGGAGAUCUUCCGAUGGAAAAUCCAGAUCUCAUAGAAGGAGAUAUUCUAGGAGCGGAUGAUCAGGAUGACAGAAAUGCAGUUGUGGAUAAAAGACAGGUAUGGCCGGGAGGAAUUGUACCGUACGUAGAAGAUCCUGGAUUGGACAAAACUGUCAAUCCAGCUAUCAUGACAAAUGCCAGAUUUAUAUACAAGAGAGACACUUGUAUCCGCUUCGUACCCAGGACUACUGAGAAGGAUUACAUAAGAAUAUUUCCAGGACAAGGUUGUUAUUCCCAUGUUGGUAAAACAGGAGGAGCGCAACCACUUUCUCUUGGCAUGGGCUGCGGUUACAUGGGAACAGUCAUUCAUGAGCUCGCCCAUGCUCUUGGAUUCUACCACGAACAGAACAGAUCUGACAGAGAUGACUGGUUAAUUAUUUUCUGGGAAAAUAUCAAAGAAGGAAUGGCACCCCAGUUCAUGAAACUGAAACCUGAUCAGAAUCAAUUGCUAACACCAUUUGAUUAUGAUUCCAUUAUGUUGUAUGGGUCUUACACCUUCUCCAAGGAUCGCAAGAACAAACUCAUGACCAUGGUGGGCAAAAAUAAUCUAUUCCUUAAAGAUGUGAUCAAUAAGUACUUCAUGAGUAAGAGCGAUAUUAUUAGGAUAAAGAAAUUGUACAACUGUCCUUGAUUCAAUAAAUUUCAGUGGCUACUUUGUCUCUUUUA